This is a messenger RNA of Carya illinoinensis, 919 nucleotides long. RefSeq names its product DNA-directed RNA polymerases II, IV and V subunit 8B-like. The transcript is spliced from 4 exons. Lineage: Eukaryota; Viridiplantae; Streptophyta; Magnoliopsida; Fagales; Juglandaceae. Gene Ontology annotation, biological process: DNA-templated transcription. Gene Ontology annotation, cellular component: RNA polymerase I complex; RNA polymerase III complex; RNA polymerase II, core complex. Bases 227 to 661 code for a protein of 144 amino acids. The record is from RefSeq and is a predicted model, not a curated record. Gene Ontology annotation, molecular function: DNA-directed RNA polymerase activity.
CUCAACCCUUAAAUAACCACUGGGAGGUUUUAAACUUAAAAUUGAACACCCGAGGAGGUUCCAAAUCUGCUCACUUGGUCCGCCAAAGCAAAACCCAGCAGCUGAGCACCCUUCAACAUCGUGUCGUUGAUUCCAGGUCUUUCUCUCUCCCUCUCCAUAACGGCACUGCUCACAGCUAAUCUCCCGAAGGCCCCAAAUUCGCUCUGACAAACACAUUUCAGUAAGGAUGGGUGCGCUCCUUUUCGAUGAUAUUUUUAGGGUGGAACGUGUGAAUCCAGAUGGUAAAAAAUUUGAUAAAGUUACUCGAAUUGAAGCACGAAGCGAGAAGUGUGGCAUGUUAAUGCAACUAGAUGUUAAUACGGAGAUUUAUCCUAUUGAUAAAGAGGAGAAAUUCUUGAUGGCAUUAUCUACCACUCUGAGUUUGGAGGGUGGGCAACAGUCAAUCGCUGACAAGUUUGAAUACAUCAUGCAUGGCAGACUAUAUAAAAUUUCAGAUGAACCUCAGGCUAAAACUUCAGAUGGAGGUUCAGGUCCUGGUGUGAAAGUGGAGAUAUACGUAUCAUUUGGUGGGCUUCAGAUGAUGCUGAAAGGGGAGCCGUCCCAUUGUGCUCAGUUUGAGCUUGAUCAGAGGCUGUUUCUCCUUAUGAGGAAGUUGAAUUGAAAAAAAAAUGAGAUCAAAUACCAUCGGAAUGCGUCUUUUUCUAUUGUAAAAGCUUGAUUUUUACCUCCAAAUUUCCAGUUAGGCAUGUUAACUGGUCUUUUAACUGGUGCUUAUGUCAUAUACUAGUCAGAACCAUAUAUAUGGUGUAAUUUUGUUGUACUGCUCGUUUAUGUUUCUCUGUUUGUCUGCGACUCUUGUGAGUGUGGGUUACUGGAGUUUUUAGCUUUAUAGUAUUAAAAUAUUUUAUUUUUUGGUUUA